Messenger RNA from Pollicipes pollicipes, 1561 nucleotides. RefSeq names its product tectonin beta-propeller repeat-containing protein. Bases 299 to 1561 code for a protein of 420 amino acids. The record is from RefSeq and is a predicted model, not a curated record. Gene Ontology annotation, cellular component: membrane. NCBI's taxonomy places the organism in Eukaryota, Metazoa, Arthropoda, Thecostraca, Pollicipedomorpha, Pollicipedidae. The transcript is spliced from 11 exons.
CGUAAUUCCACAUUUUGUAUGUCGAGCGUUCGCUGCAUGCAAUUAUUGCAGUGGAGCUGUUGACUGUCUUUUUGGACAGGAAGGGUUGCGCAAAUUUGAUGGGAAGAUUUGUGUAGAUGUAAUAAGGGUUGUGAAUUUUUGUAUGCAUAUGAGAGCCACCUCUGAUACUUAUGCAAGAUUCAUAUACCAACAAGUAUGCAAGUAGCCUGCAGCUGACCUCUUUUAGCUGAAGCUCGCUGCCCUGGUAUUCCUUCCACUAUCUGUACCAAACUGAGGUCCAGCCACUCAGAAGCCAGCCAUGCCCACCUCACUAUUCUGUCUUGAUGUACUGGGCAAGAUGUACCACUUGCCUACCACAUCAUCCCAAUGGGAACAACUGCCCUAUUUAGGUGUGGAGUUUAAAAAGAUCUCUGCAUCACAGAACAGCAUAUGGGCAAUUGGGAGUGACCAGCAGGUGUAUGUCUAUGUAUAUGGGCUGGAAAACCCCAUAAGAGUCAAAGUGGACACCUAUGAGAAUCAGCGUUGGAAUCCCAUUGAUGGCUUCUGCUCGAAGCUUUUGGCUACGGAUAGGCCUCAUUACUCUUCCAAAGAUGGAACAGAAUGCAGAGAGUUUAAUGGGAUCUGCCUCCCUUCACUUGGAUGGCAGUGGGAAGGUCCGUGGGUGGUCGACGGCACGUUGGACGGCACGCCGCUGGAGACCGAGGGCUGGACGUACGCCGUCGACUUUCCGGCCACGUUCUCGGCGCAGAAGCGGUUCACCUCGUGCGUGCGCCGCCGCCACUGGGUGCGCUACCGACGCUACGUGGCCGUGAGCUCGUGGUCGUCGGUGCCGCCGCUGCAUCGGGACGCCGUGGAGGAGCCGUUCGUGGAUGUGGCCGUGGGCGGAGCCGAGCUGCCGGGCUGGGAGGCCGACAACCUCAUGGUCUGGGCGGUCACCAUCCGCGGUCGGAUCAUCUACCGCUCGAACGUGAGCUGGCUGUCGCCGGAGGGCGACGGCUGGGUGCACGUGCCGAGCGCGCAGGGCGGCGAGGCGCGCCAGAUCGCCUGCGGCCCCAGCGGCCUGACCUGGGCCGUCACAUGGGAGGGCGCCGCCCUGGUGCGCACCGGCAUGUGUCGCGACACGCCACACGGCACGGAGUGGUGUCCAGUGCUGCCACCACCAGGCGUGCAGCUGGAGCAGGUCAGCGUGGGCGACGACUGCGUCUGGGCUGUCUCCAGGGACAAGCGCGUCUUCUUCCGCAAGGGCGUUAAGGGACGCGAGAUGUGCGAGAACACCACGCUGGCGCGCGGCACCGGCUGGCUGGAGAUGGUGGGCAGCAUGGCCUCUGUCUCGGUCGGGCUCAGCAAUCAGGUGUUGACCCUGGGCACGGACGGCGGCCUGUACCUGCGCAGUCACGUGACGUCCGGCGGCGGCGACGCGGCCAGCCUACGCCUGCUGCGUCUGGACGAGGACGAGCCGCGGCCGCAGGAGCUCUGGCGACAGACGGUGCGGGAGCAGCUGCGGAAGCGGAACGAACAGCUGCAGCCCUUCAGAGUGUAUGACGAGGCCGUCGAGAGGUGA